CAUUUUCCUUGCCUCGUUAUAUCAAAUUAAGAUGGCGAGCAUUGCAAGCACUUCUGUAUUGUUUGUUACACUUUUGCAAUAUUUUCUUGUAAUUGGAACCUUGAAUAUUAGUGUAUGCAAUGGAGAUCAUGGAAAAAAAAUCUCGACUAACAAUGGAGAUCAGCAUCAUAGCUCACCAAAACACCAUGGAGACAAGAUAGAUGAUGAUGAAGGUGAUGACAUUCAUGGACUAAAGAUGAAGAAUUUCUAUCGCAAGAGUUGCCCGAAUGUUGACGUUGAAAAGAUAGUAGAGAGCAUUACAUGGAAGAAUGUUGGAGCUAAUCCUAGCUUGGGAGCUAAAUUACUAAGGAUUCAUUACCAUGAUUGCUUUGUCAGGGGAUGUGAUGCAUCACUACUACUAGAUCCAACAACAAAUGAGGCUACCCAAGUCGAGAAAGAAGCUAGACCCAACCUAUCUUUAACUGGAUACGAAGUUAUAGACGAAAUCAAAACACGGUUAGAGCAAGAAUGCCCUGGAACUGUUUCUUGUGCUGAUAUCGUCGCGUUGGCUGCCCGUGAUGGUGUUUCAUUCCAAUUCCAGAAACAGAUGUGGAAAGUACCACUAGGAAGAAGAGAUGGAAGGGUUUCUCUUGCAUCGGAAGCGUUAACGGACUUACCUUCUGCCUCCUCAAACUUCACCACUCUUCUACGACUGUUCUCCCGGAAAGGUCUUGAUAAAGUAGAUCUUGUAGCUUUGUCAGGUGCACAUACCAUUGGAAUUGCACAUUGCGGUGUAAUUUCCAGGAGGCUCUUCAAUUUUACUGGAAAAGGGGAUACUGAUCCAUCUAUCGAACCGGCUUAUGCAGAAAUUUUGAAAGCUAAAUGCACCACUAAUAAUAAACCAAGCUCCGGAAACAUUAUAGAAAUGGAUCCUAAUAGUUCCAUAGCUUUCGAUAACCAUUACUAUAUUAAUAUCAAUGAGAAAAAGGGUGUUUUUCAAUCUGAUGCAGCACUUCUGACCGACAGUUUCUCAGCCACAUUGGUGAAAGAGUUUGAGAAUGGUAAUGCAUUCCUUGCCAAUUUCGCGAAAUCAAUGGUCAAUAUGGGAGCCAUGGAAGUACUUACCCGAGAAGAUCAAGGAGAGAUUAGGAAACAAUGUCGUUUCGUUAACUAACACAGUUUAAAUGAUUGAAUGUUCUUCUGGGAAAAAAAAUGAUUAUAUACUAUUAACUAAUCAUGUAAUAGCAAGUACUUGCAAUCAUAUAGACA
This is a messenger RNA of Papaver somniferum (opium poppy), 1248 nucleotides long. Its product is annotated as peroxidase 24-like. The transcript has 3 exons. The record is from RefSeq and is a predicted model, not a curated record. Gene Ontology annotation, biological process: response to oxidative stress; hydrogen peroxide catabolic process. Gene Ontology annotation, molecular function: heme binding; peroxidase activity. Gene Ontology annotation, cellular component: plasmodesma; plant-type cell wall. Lineage: Eukaryota; Viridiplantae; Streptophyta; Magnoliopsida; Ranunculales; Papaveraceae. Bases 32 to 1153 code for a protein of 373 amino acids.